Molecule: messenger RNA, 504 nt
Organism: Morchella sextelata
Lineage: Eukaryota; Fungi; Ascomycota; Pezizomycetes; Pezizales; Morchellaceae
Exons: 2
Coding region: 1-504 (167 amino acids)
Source: RefSeq, a predicted model, not a curated record
AUGUCUCAAGCACUUCUUACACCCAAGAGUCAGCAAAAAUUCGGCUUCUGCGCUGAACACACGAUGAGUCGUGCACCUCCUGUCCCUAAGACCGUGGAAAGCCGCCCCAUCGAUCUUAAAGAUACGGGUGCAAGAGAGGCAGAUGAGAAAAAUCUCAAUGUCAACAACGAAGUCAAUGAAGGGCAGCCGAAGGUACAGGUGCCUGGCCCUUGGAUAAAUCCCUGGGCCAGAAGCGAUAAUACCAAACAUGGCAAGAGGAGACACAUCAAACCCAAACAACCUACCAUUGUCCGCGCUGAAGAUAUCCGUAUCGAGGCUAUGGACCCAGACGAUCCAAGAUCGCAUCUUCCGGUCCCCCCACAGAACAUACAAAAUAUACCGCGCGACCCGCAGCAUGGUUUAAUGAGUUGGACAGCCUGUUACGAUGACUCUUGCCCUGUCCAUUUCUCUGAUAAGAAUGGAAGCGGCUGGUUCCCCAAAGCACCCCGUAGGCGGCGGCGCUAG